Molecule: messenger RNA, 5341 nt
Organism: Suncus etruscus (white-toothed pygmy shrew)
Lineage: Eukaryota; Metazoa; Chordata; Mammalia; Eulipotyphla; Soricidae
Gene: USP31
Product: ubiquitin specific peptidase 31
Biological process (GO): protein deubiquitination
Molecular function (GO): cysteine-type deubiquitinase activity
Source: RefSeq, a predicted model, not a curated record
AUGUCCAAGGUAACGGCGCCCGGGCCCGGGCCGGCGGCGGCCGUGGCGGCGGCGGCGGGCGGGAAGGAGAAGCGCUCCUUCAGCAAGCGGCUGUUCCGGAGCGGCCGCGCGGGGAGCGCGGGGGGCGGCGGGCCGGCCGCGGCCUCGGCGGCGUCGUCGGCGCGCUCGGUGGGCAGCUUCAUGAGCCGCGUCCUCAAGACGCUGUCCACGCUGUCGCACCUGAGCUCCGAGGGCGCCGCCCCGGACCGCGCCGGCCUCCGCGGCUGCUUCCCGCCCGGCCCGGCCGCCGCGCCCCGCCCGCCCCCGGCGUGCCCGCCGCCGCCCGCCUCGCCCGCGCCCGCCGCGCCCGCGCCCGCGCCGCCCGCCGAGCCGGUGCCCGGCGUGGCGGGGCUCCGCAACCACGGCAACACGUGCUUCAUGAACGCCACGCUGCAGUGCCUCAGCAACACCGAGCUCUUCGCCGAGUACCUGGCGCUCGGCCAGUACCGCGCCGGCCUCCAGCUCCAGCCCCGGCCCCAGCCCGAGCCCCUGCCGCCCCCCGGCCCCGGCCCCGGCGCGCAGGGCCAGGGCGAGGUCACCGAGCAGCUGGCGCACCUGGUGCGGGCCCUCUGGACCCUGGAGUACACCCCGCAGCACAGCCGCGACUUCAAGAGUAUCGUGUCAAAGAAUGCCUUGCAGUAUCGUGGAAAUUCCCAGCAUGAUGCCCAGGAGUUUCUGCUUUGGCUUUUGGACCGAGUUCAUGAAGACCUCAAUCAUGCUGUGAAGCAGAGUGGUCAGCCACCUCUGAAGCCACCAUCAGAGACCGACAUGCUGCCAGAAGGACCAUCUUUUCCCAUCUGUAGCACUUUUGUCCAAGAGCUUUUUCAGGCCCAGUACAGAUCCUCUUUGACAUGUCCUCACUGUCAGAAGCAGAGCAACACUUUUGACCCUUUCCUCUGCAUUUCUUUGCCAAUUCCUCUGCCACACACAAGGCCUCUCUAUGUCACUGUAGUGUAUCAAGGGAAAUGUUCUCACUGCAUGAGGAUCGGUGUGGCCGUGCCUCUGUCUGGGACUGUCGCCAGACUCCGGGAAGCAGUGUCUAUGGAAACAAAAAUCCCCACUGAGCAGAUCGUGCUAACGGAAAUGUACUACGAUGGAUUUCAUCGUUCAUUUUGUGACACAGAUGACCUGGAGACCGUCCAUGAAAGUGACAGUAUUUUUGCCUUUGAAACUCCAGAAAUAUUUAGGCCAGAAGGAAUUCUCAGUCAAAGAGGAAUCCACUUAAACAACAAUCUGAACCAUUUGAAAUUUGGCUUGGAUCACCGUAGACCAUCUUCUCCUACACAAGCCUCAGUCAAGCAGGGGAGAACAGAUUUGACCCCCACGAGACCAGAGAGCAACAAGAUCGUUUUGUUAGUGUGUAAUCGAGCCUGUACUGGGCAGCAGGGGAAAAGGUUUGGGCUACCGUUCGUGCUGCACUUGGAGAAGACCAUAGCGUGGGACCUUCUGCAGAAGGAGAUCUUGGAGAAGAUGAAAUAUUUCUUGAGGCCCACGGUGUGCAUUCAGGUGUGCCCUUUCAGCUUGCGUGUGGUCAGCGUGGUGGGGAUAACGUACUUGUUGCCUCAGGAAGAGCAGCCACUGUGCCACCCAACAGUAGAAAGGGCAUUAAAAUCUUGUGGACCAGGUGGCAGUGCUCAUGUGAAAUUAGUGGUGGAAUGGGACAAGGAAACAAAAGAUUUCCUAUUUGCAAGCACCGAGGACGAGUAUAUCCCAGAUUCAGAGAGCGUCCGUUUGCAGAAGGAGCGGCACCACCAGCCUCAGACUUGCACCUUAGCCCAGUGCUUCCAGCUCUACACCAAAGAGGAGCGGCUUGCCCCAGAUGAUGCCUGGCGGUGCCCACACUGUAAGCAGCUACAGCAGGGCAGCAUCACCUUGAGCCUCUGGACACUACCUGAUGUGCUCAUCAUCCACCUGAAACGCUUCCGUCAGGAAGGAGACAGGCGCAUGAAACUUCAGAACAUGGUCAAGUUCCCCUUAAUUGGUCUGGACAUGACCCCACACGUGGUGAAGAGGAGCCAGAGCAGCUGGAGUCUGCCAUCCCAUUGGUCUCCAUGGCGACGGCCCUAUGGACUCGGGAGGGACCCUGAGGACUACAUCUAUGACCUGUAUGCUGUGUGCAAUCAUCAUGGCACCAUGCAAGGGGGGCACUACACAGCAUUCUGCAAGAACUCUGUGGAUGGCCUCUGGUACUGCUUCGAUGACAGUGAGGUGCAGCAGCUCUCGGAGGAUGAGGUGUGCACACAGACGGCCUACAUCCUCUUUUACCAGAGACGCACAGCCAUACCAUCCUGGUCGGCUAACAGCUCGGUGGCAGGCUCUACAAGCUCUUCCCUGUGUGAACACUGGGUGAGCCGGCUCCCAGGGAGCAAGCAAGCCAGCGUGACCUCCGCGGCCUCAUCCAGACGCACCUCGCUGGCCUCGCUGUCGGAGUCUGUGGAAAUGACUGGGGAGAGGAGUGAAGAUGAUGGUGGCUUCUCCACUCGGCCCUUCGUGAGAAGCGUCCAGCGGCAGAGCUUGUCAUCCCGGUCCUCCGUUACCAGCCCUUUGGCUGUGAAUGAGAACUGCAUUCGGCCCUCAUGGUCGUUGUCAGCAAAGCUACAGUUACGCUCAAGCUCCCCGUCCCGCUUCCCGGGGGACUCCCCAAUUCACUCAUCUGCCUCCACGCUGGAGAAGAUUGGAGAGGCCGCGGAUGACAAGGUCUCCAUAUCCUGCUUUGGGAGCCUGAGGAAUCUUUCCAGCACCUUCCAGGAGGCAGGCGAGAGCCACAGCCGGCGUGAGCAACGGGCGGCAGGCCGGGCACCCUUGGCGGUCAUGGAAGGUGUAUUCAGGGAUGAAACUGCCUCCCGCCCACCUAACCCCAGGGCCCUUGAUGCACAGAGCCCAAACUCAGCACAAGGGGGCUGUUCGCCCCCCGAUUCAGACCCAUUUGAUAACAACAACCAGAUCGCCUAUGUGGAUCAGAGUGAUUCUGUUGACAGCUCUCCUGUCAAGGACAUGAAACCCCCAGCCCCGCCUGGCCCUCCCGCCAAGAAACCUGACAGCACAGCCAAGAAGCCCCCCAGUUCCCGUAGCACUGCGGAACCUGAGAGGAGCCUACGAAGAGGGAGGCCUGUCCUGACCAGCCAGGACUCGUCUGUGUCCAGCACAUCCCCAUCCUCGCCAGUUCCUGUGAAGGCCUCACUCAAGCCCACUCGCUCCCGAAGCAAGGCUGAGUCCUCUGCCCGGGCUACUGGGCGGCAUUCCUCCGCCGGGCCAGCUCAUCCCAGGAAGGAGACCUCACCCAGACCCCAUGACCCUGUGUUGUCCCCCGUGUCCCAGAAGCCCAGAUCUGCUGCUGCCCUGGUCCACUCGCCAGCCUCCACCCCUGCCAAGAAGGCCUCGAGCCCUGCCCCACGGGCUUCGUGCCCACCUGGGAAGAGCAGGACUUCGGAGUGGAGCCUGAGCCGAGAAGGCUCCAGGCAGAGUCUCACCUCCGAGCGGGGCAGCCUCACCUCCAGCUCCAAGCCCACCUCACCUCGAGGGAGCCAAGCCCGCGCCGGGGAGGGCCGUGGGGACGCCAAGCAUGUGCGCAGCAACUCCAUGGCAAGUCUACGCUCUCCAGGCACUGGCACACGCUCAGGCCUGAAGAGGGACAGCAAGUCGGAGGACAAGGGACUGUCCUUCUUCAAGUCGGCCCUGCGGCAGAAGGAGACGCGCCGUUCCACUGACCUGGGCAAGACGGCCCUGUUGGCCAGGAGGGCUAGCGGAAGCUCUGGGCGGGCAGGCGCCAAGACCACAGGGGACGACAAGACCGAGAAAGGCCAUGCGCCUCCGGCUUCCCAGCAGCUGCAUGCCGUGGGCAAGGAGCCGUCUGCCUCCAAGGAGGCUGUGCCCACGAAACAUUCCCUGCUGUCCACCCGUAGAUCAAAGUCCAUUCAGCUGGAGGCGGGGGUGCCGUCGUCUCCCGGAGGGCGGCAAGCUGUGGCAGAGAAGUCCACCACCAAGCUGUCUUCUAAAAGCAUGCAUGCCUCUUCGAGGCCUUCCCCGAAGCCUCGGUGAUACUCCGGCUUUGAGGAUUUGAGCUAUAAUGAUGUUGCUUUAUUUAUUUAGAGUCCCUCUUCCGUCCCUCCCACCAAAACCCCUGCCUUUCUUCAACCCAUCCUUCCCGCUUUUGUAUCUUUUGAGUCUUGUGCUUGAUUCUGUGUGUGUGCGCGUGUGAGAGCGUGAGACAAGUUUCAUUGCAGUUUGUUACAAGCGUCGCCUUAUUCUGCCACUGAACCAAAUAACAGCCAUAGGCAAAAGCAUCGAUACUAAGCUCACUGGAUUAUUGUAGGCAACACCCCCUGGACAGUCCCUUUAUUUAGCAGCUGUAAAUAUAUCUUUCUAGAGAACUCGAAUGACUUUUGCCAGACGCCAGGGCUCGGAAAUCUCUGAACCACUUACGCGAUGGCUCACAUGCGCUGCGGAUGGUGGAAUUACUUGACUGGGGUUCCACCUCCGCAGGGUCUGGCCCUUGUGGCACAUCAUAAUGUGGCACAGGGACCUCUACAAACUGUGACACUUAACAGUGGAAAAACGAGGGAAAACUGUUGCUUUCUGCACUUUGGCCCCUUCUGCCAGUCUUUGUAAAGGGCAGUAUUUUCACACUAAUGUUUCUCAGGUAUAUAAUAUAUAUCUACUCAGCUAGUCUAGGAGGGGGUGUGGGGCAGGGAACUAAGGUGGGGAGGUGCCCCCCCCACUCAGGUCACUCCCCACCAGUAGAGGUUCUUGGAGGUCCAAGUCUUUCAAGACCUUCAAAGAUGUGUGUCCCUUAAGUUGUCUGCCUUCUUGGGAUAUGUCCCACUGAGUGGCAAAAUUGGAAGCCCGAAGGCCAGUUACUGAGAGUUUGUUAUUUUUCAUUCUAAACAAUGGGCUUUUGGGAUUUUGAAAUGUUAACAAUGUGGUUAAUACCUUUGAAAGAUUCCUGGGUGUGGCGGGAGGAUGUUCCCAGUGAAGGCCCUCAUUUCUCUCCCAGUGCCAGUUCCCUCCCUGCCUCUUCUGAUCAUCUUGUAGUAUACAGAGGAAAAGGCACGUGAGAGUCCCCAGACAGAAUGUCAGUGGUGACAUCAGGGUGGUGCGUGGCAAGUGUGACAUGUAUGACACGCCUGCUUCUGCCUGCAGCCUCUCUGACUGCUUUUUGACAACUAGUUUAUUUUCUUCUCUGUGCUUUAGCAUUGACUCUUACCCCGAGCUCACAAGCAGGACUGGUGCAUGUUCUUCUGGCACUGUCACUGUAAACUGCAUUGCUUGUUUAGGAGAAAGAAAUGGGGUGGAGUGGGGGGGU